UUGGACACCAAUCUGAAAUGCACACUCCUUCAAGGUUUGACAAAGGAUUGCCAUUGCCUCAUCAACAAAACCAUUUCCCUCUAUAGAGUAUAAACGCGGACAAUGCAAAUUCAUAAUUAAAGUGAAGACGCGGAAUUAGCUAGAAAGAAAUCUUUGUAAUCAAGAUUAUACAGAAAUAAAAGACAAACAGAUAACGCUGUUAUAAAUCAAGAUGAGUGGUGAGGAAGAUACAAAAAGAAAGAAGAGAAUCGUCAUAAUAUGCACCUCAAGCUUUUUACUAGUGGCUAUGGUGGUUGCUGUGACCGUUGGCGUGAAUAAUAGCGAUGGUGUCAACGGCCAAAGUCGCAUAAGUUCAACCCAGAAAGCCGUGAAAACCUUUUGUAGUCCAACAAGUUUUAAAAAAGAUUGCGAGGAAAAUCUAUUGGCAGAAGUAGGCAGCACAACAGACUCAAAAGAACUCAUGAAAUUGGCUUUCAAUAUCACCGUUGCGAAGAUCAGAAAAGGAAUUGAGAAAACAGGUCUCUUGGAAGAUGUUGAGAAGGAACCUAGGGCAAAAAUGGCUCUUGAUACAUGCAAGAAGCUAAUGGAUCUUUCUAUCGGAGAACUCCAAAGGUCAAUCGAGGGAAUAACAAGUUUUAAUAUCAACAAUCUAGAAAGCAUUCUCGUGAGUUUAAGAGUUUGGUUAACCGGUGCAAUGACAUAUCAAGAAACAUGUUUAGAUGGUUUUGCGAACAUCACUAGUGAAGCUGGUACGAAGAUGAAACACAUUUUAAGACUUUCGAAGCGUAUGAGUAGUAAUGCACUUGACGUUGUUACGGACUUGGAAAACGCUGUGAAGGAUAUUAAUGUAACAAAAGAUGAACGUCGUCUGUUUGAAGAUUAUAAAAGCUCCUACGUUGGCGAACAAGUUGGUCAUGAUGAUGUUAACGAGGUUCCUUCUUGGGUUGGUGAUGGUUCGAGUGCUGGUGUUCGUAGACUCCUUCAAGUUGCUCAAAAUAAACUCAAGGCGAAUGUGGUUGUGGCUCAAGAUGGUAGUGGAAAGUUUAGGACUAUCAAUGAAGCUUUGAAGCUAGUGCCAGUAAAUGGCCAAAAACCUUUUGUUAUUUAUAUCAAGCAAGGUGUUUAUCGCGAGUAUGUUGACAUUACCAUACUAAUGACUAAUGUUGUGCUCGUUGGUGAUGGUGAUACGAAAACAAUAAUUAGUGGCAACAAAAACAUGGCAGAUGGAAUUGCAACUUAUGCAACCCCUACUCUUGCUGUUGGAGCAGAUUAUUUUGUUGCAAUGAGCAUAGGAAUUGAGAAUACAGCAGGACUCCUAAAACAACAAGCUUGCGCCUUAAGAGUCCAAGGCGACAAGGCAAUUUUUUACCAAUGUUCAAUACACGGAUAUCAAGACACAUUAUAUGCACACACUAUGCGUCAGUUUUAUCGCGAUUGUACGGUUUCAGGCACGAUUGAUUUUGUGUUUGGCAACGCGCAAGCCGUUUUCCAGAACUGCACAUUCAUAGUUAGAAAACCACUAGAUAUGCAACAAUGCAUUAUAGUUGCACAAUCCAGAACAGAGGAAAACCAACCAUCAGGAAUAGUAAUUCAAGGUAGCCGCAUUGUCUCUGAUCCUCCAGAUGCUCCAGCCACCUACAAAGCUUAUCUCGGCCGUCCGUGGAAGAAUUUCGCGAGGACUAUUGUCAUGGAUACUUACAUUGGAGAGGUGAUUCAGCCUGAGGGGUUUAUGCCAUGGGAAGAACCGGAUAAACGACUUACUGGAAUGGACACUUGUUAUUAUGCUGAGGUUAAUAAUACUGGUCCUGGUUCUGAUAAAUCAAAGCGCGUAAAAUGGCCUGGGAUUAAGAACCUUACACCUGAAUCUGCACAUGCUUUCGAUCCAGGUUUGUUCUUUCAGGGAGAUGAUUGGAUUAAGAAUACUAAAAUUCCAUACUCUUCUGGCAGCAUGGCAGCCCCAAAACCAAAGCAGCCAACCCCACAGAAGUCAACCCCCCAGAAGGCCCAGCCGCCAACCCCACAGCAGACAACCCCCCAGAAGACCCAGCCGCCAACCCCACAGCAGACAACCCCCCAGAAGACCCAGCCACCAACCCAACAGCAGACAACCCCCCAGAAGACCCAGCCGCCAACCCAACAACAGCCAUUCUUUCCAAACCCAAAGUUUUAAAUAAAUGAUUUUCAGGAGGUGCAAAUGCCAAUAUUUGUACAUAUAGUUUUCAUAUUUACUAGAUUACAUAGUAUGAAAUUGCUACAUUUCAUGUUAUAGAUGAUUAUGGGCAAUUUCUGAAUCCAUAAAUUCAAUGAUAAUUUCUCAAACUGCCCCAUCAUGUUACAACCACACUUUUGUAGUGUAUUUAACCUAUUUUAGCAAUAUAGGAGGGAGAAUUGAGAAAUUAUCAAUUCAUAAUUGAUGUAGAUUUUGACGUUUUAUUUUCAAGUGGCUUGAUAAUAAUCCUAUUUUAUGUUACAA
This is a messenger RNA of Vicia villosa (hairy vetch), 2473 nucleotides long. Its product is annotated as pectinesterase/pectinesterase inhibitor-like. The record is from RefSeq and is a predicted model, not a curated record. Gene Ontology annotation, biological process: cell wall modification. Gene Ontology annotation, molecular function: pectinesterase inhibitor activity; pectinesterase activity. The transcript has 2 exons. Bases 212 to 2170 code for a protein of 652 amino acids. Lineage: Eukaryota; Viridiplantae; Streptophyta; Magnoliopsida; Fabales; Fabaceae.